ACCCUCUUCGUCUACGGCAUCCUCUUCGCCCUCUCCCCCCUCCCCCUCCUCGCCCCCCACCCCGCCCCCGCACUCCUCCUCCUCGCCCUCCAGCUCUACCUCAUGGCCCUCAUGAGCCUCAGCAUCGUCGUUUCCGUCGCCGAAGAGACCCUCGCCUGGGACGCCAUUCGGGUCGGGUCGGCCCUCAUGGAGGGAAACCGCCUCUGCGGCUCCCUCCUCUCGGGUCUGUUCGUGCUUGGGUCGGGCCUUAUUGGGUCGAAGCUGGAGCGCUUGAUGGACGCUGAAGAUUCGAUCGGGCUUGUGGAUAAAGCCACCGUUAUAGUUUGCUACGCCUUUUUAGUUCUGUCUAGUUAUGUUGUUAUGACUGUCUUUUACUUUCAUUGUAGAAAACGCCAUCCCCAACCCCAACCUCAACCUCAACCUCAACCUCAACCUCAACCUCAACCUCAACCUCAACCGCAACCGGAUCACCAACUCUCUCUAACUGUAACAUAAACAAUGUAAUUCAACCUCAUCUCAUCACCUUCCAAUUUUCUUUAACGCUUCA
Molecule: messenger RNA, 547 nt
Organism: Cajanus cajan (pigeon pea)
Lineage: Eukaryota; Viridiplantae; Streptophyta; Magnoliopsida; Fabales; Fabaceae
Source: RefSeq, a predicted model, not a curated record